Rodentolepis nana is the source of this 561-nucleotide messenger RNA. The record is from the annotation of a GenBank genome assembly. NCBI's taxonomy places the organism in Eukaryota, Metazoa, Platyhelminthes, Cestoda, Cyclophyllidea, Hymenolepididae.
AUGCAGUUAAUAUCGCCAAUUCCUACCCGGGAUCCAAUCACCUGGAUGCUUAAAGGUGUGGGAGAAAGCAUGGCUUUCGCUUACUCACAAGCCGAAGUAAAUGGACUGUUAAAUCUCACGGUCAUCUAUCCAAAUGGUGUCCGAAAAUCAGUUUCACGUCCCUUGAGAAAGGACCUGGAAUUGGAAGUAGAUACUUUUGCUAAUGGUAUACUGCUUAAUCGAGGCAGUCGAAUAUUCACACUUCCCAUUCAAGAAGGCGACGAGUUUUCAUUUAAAUGUCUUUUUCGUGGAAGUCCUACGAAUGUCGAAAUCCUCCUACCAAAUGAGAUGGAGUGUUUGGAUCAAGCAAUGGAUGAGGGAAUCGACUCUAUUAGUGUCCGAUGUGAUAACCUCCAUUUUCAAGAAGGACAGUAUGGCUGCUCAGGACAGAGCGAAGACAAGAAGUUGACAGUACAUAUUUUCCUCUUUGGAAAUGCUGCUCAAUCAGUAUCUGUAAGCAGAUGGACUUUCUUUUCGAUCCCCUUUUUAUCACUGAUCGCAUGCUCUCUUUCUUGUAAAUAA